AUGGAUGAGCAUCUUGAGAUGGAAGCAGAAAAACUUCGUAUGUCAGAUAACAUGGAAAAUGAGGUCAUGGGAGAUCUGGAGAAAUAUUUUUAAUCUUCUCAUGCAAAUAGGAAGGAGCAGUUGCCUGUGAUCCGAGUUUUCGAGGAUUCAUGCUCGGAUUUACCACAAUCAGACCAACCCUUCGAAAAUCCAGGGGAAUCAAUUUUUGAUGAUUUGGGUCUUGAAAAGCUCUAAAUUUAAUCUGUUCACAGUGAUGGAAGGGCAACCUCUUGGAGUCACACUGAUGACAACAAUUCUUUGAAUAAGCAAUAUUUGAAAAGACCCAGAACGAGACAACAAUUAAGUAACAAAAUUGUGGAGAGCAAUCAGGAUCUCUUUAAUGUACACUAUGCUAAGAGUCUAUACACGAGCAAAAUCAGUUAAUUGGUUGAUAAAAAGAUUACAACAAAUCCAAAAUCAAAUCGAACUUCGAAAAGUCAAUAGAAGAUAAAAAGAAAGUCAUCGCAUUAGCUAAUUGAAACUUCUGAUUAAUCUGAGUAGAAAAGCUCGCUCCAAUCAGGUGGGGAGAUGUCAGAGGACAGAUUAGCAAAAAAUAGAGUUGCGGCUCGAAAUUCAAGAGCAAGAAAGAGAUUGUAUUUUGAGCUGUUGGAAAACAAAGUUAAGGAUUUACAAGAUGAAAUUGAUAGAUUGAAUGAACUAUGUUAGAAUUAGGCCAAAUAAAUAUAAAAAUAUAGAGAGUGUUAAGAAAAAUUCUCCUUCGAGACCCAGAAAAAAUUGAUAGAGCAAUUGGAGGUUUGUUAGAUCAAGGAUUAAGAUUUACAUUCAACUAAAUUUGUUUUAGAAUAAAUGAAAGAGUGCUAAUUUAAUUCUGAUAAGAAUAUGGUUGGGGAUCAAUACAUCGAAAACCUAUUGGAGAUUCUGUUACCCAUAGAAUUAAAAUACAUAGUCUACAGUUAUGAUCAAAAUAAGGAUUUGUUAUCCGAUUUUCAGGGUUCUUUUUUGGAAUGGACCAAAGAGACAUUCUAGCUAAUGGACAUAAAACAGGAGUAAUUUAGAAAGAUUAGGAAACACAAGGAGAAGUUAAAUUGUGUCAAAAAAACCAUAACAAGGUAGGAAUGUCUUUUGUAUUGUUAAUUUUAGUUGCUGAAGAUGAUAAUUGGUGAGGCUUAAAAGGUCGAUUCUAUUUGGAAGUCUAUUUAUGAGACAUUGGAGCCAUUGCAAUUGAGAUCUUUGUUUUUGACUAUUUAUCAAGUAAGAGUGAGCAUUGAUUAACUUUAGAAUUAACAUAGAUCUGUUUUCGAUUGUUGUAAUCUAUUUAGUGAUUGUAAAUAUUUCAAGCAAAACCCAUAGAGUUAAACUGAUUCAAACUGCUAACGGCCUGCAAAUCUAAGAUAAUAUGUGAAAAAAAAUAUUUGA
Paramecium tetraurelia is the source of this 1416-nucleotide messenger RNA. RefSeq lists its product as uncharacterized. Gene Ontology annotation, molecular function: DNA-binding transcription factor activity. The record is from RefSeq and is a predicted model, not a curated record. Lineage: Eukaryota; Ciliophora; Oligohymenophorea; Peniculida; Parameciidae. The transcript has 7 exons. Gene Ontology annotation, biological process: regulation of DNA-templated transcription.